AUGGACGUGUGUCUGAGCUCCACGCAGCAGCCCGGAUGCUUUACGGAAGCACCGAGGACCCCAGGUGGCUGGUUAGAGGCAGAGAAGAAGGAGACUCUCCAGAAAGAUGGCACCGAGGGACCCCCAGGAGAUUCUAACAAGAUAGAACCAUCUCUUCAAAGUCUCCAGAAAUUUGUUCCUACAGAUUAUGCCAGUUACACUCAAGAGAAUUAUCUGUAUGCAGGCAAGAAGAUUGUCCUUCAAGAAUCAAUAGAGAGUUAUGGAGCCGUGGUGUGGCCAGCGGCUACGGCUUUGUGUCAGUAUUUGGAGGAACACGCAGAGGAAUUGAAUCUCCAAGAUGCUAAAAUACUUGAAAUUGGUGCUGGACCAGGCCUUGUUUCUAUUGUGGCUAGCAUUUUAGGUUGGUUAGUUUGUUUAUUUCUGACUUGUUUCAAAUGAUAUUUAUUGUGACAACAAUGGUGAGUGCUUAUUAUAGGUUAGGCUGUGGUUUAGGUGCUUAGCCAUGACUUCAUUCAUUGAACCCCCCAAAAUGUCACGAAUAGAAAUUUGUAUUGUUACGCCUAGAGAUAACUGAGUCUUAGAGAGGUUAAUUGCCCAGUCUACCCAAUUACCAUGUGAAGUUGAGAUUUAGGAGGUAUGACUCCCAAAUCCCUGUUGUGAACAGCCAUGUUAUGUUGUCUCCUACUUUUCACUGCAUAUAUUAUAACUAACAUUCUGGAAAAAAAAAUAAGUGAGUUAAUCAUAGUGAAGACAAGUUAAUACCAAAAUGCCUG
Trichechus manatus latirostris (Florida manatee) is the source of this 773-nucleotide messenger RNA. RefSeq names its product methyltransferase 21C, AARS1 lysine (gene METTL21C). Gene Ontology annotation, molecular function: protein-lysine N-methyltransferase activity. Gene Ontology annotation, biological process: peptidyl-lysine methylation. Gene Ontology annotation, cellular component: cytosol; cytoplasm. The transcript has 3 exons. The record is from RefSeq and is a predicted model, not a curated record. Bases 1 to 438 code for a protein of 145 amino acids. Lineage: Eukaryota; Metazoa; Chordata; Mammalia; Sirenia; Trichechidae.